This is a messenger RNA of Brienomyrus brachyistius, 1829 nucleotides long. RefSeq names its product signal recognition particle 68 (gene srp68). The transcript is spliced from 16 exons. The record is from RefSeq and is a predicted model, not a curated record. Gene Ontology annotation, molecular function: endoplasmic reticulum signal sequence receptor activity; 7S RNA binding; signal recognition particle binding. Gene Ontology annotation, cellular component: signal recognition particle, endoplasmic reticulum targeting. Bases 20 to 1813 code for a protein of 597 amino acids. Lineage: Eukaryota; Metazoa; Chordata; Actinopteri; Osteoglossiformes; Mormyridae. Gene Ontology annotation, biological process: SRP-dependent cotranslational protein targeting to membrane.
UAUUCCAGCUUCCGGUGGUAUGCUCAUCGAAAAGAUGGCCGGUGAAAAGCAGAGUGAGGCUAAACUUGCCGGAAUGGAUGAAAAUAAAGAGAAUACAACCGACGAGACACUUGGAUUAGAAAUUCUGCAGAUCAUUAAGGAUUCCCAGCAGCAGCAUGGGCUGAGGCAUGGGGAUUACCAGAGAUACAGAGGGUACUGCUCCCGCCGCUUGCGGCGUCUGCGCAAGACACUGGGCUUCAAAAUGGGCAACAGGCACAAGUUCACUGGAAAGAAAGUGACUGAGGAUAUGCUCACUGACAACAGGUACCUGCUGCUGGUCCUGAUGGAGGCAGAGCGGGCCUGGAGUUACUCCAUGCAGCUGAAGCAGGAGGCCAACACUGAGCCCCGGAAGCGCUUCCAUCUGAUGACCCGCCUGCGGAAGGCGGCCAAGCACGGUGAGCAGCUGGAGCGGCUGUGCGAGAGCCCCCGCGUGGACGCCAAGACCAAGCUGGAAGCCCAGGCCUACACGGCUUACCUGGUUGGGAUGGUGCAGUUCGAGCUGCAGGAGUGGAAACCUGCAAUGGAGGCCUUCAAUAAGUGCAAGACAAUCUACGAGAAGCUGGCUAGUGCCUUCACUGAGGAGCAGGCGGUGCUGUACCACCAGCGUGUAGAGGAAAUAUCUCCUAACAUCCGCUACUGUGCCUACAAUAUCGGUGACCAUAAUGCCAUCAACGACCUGAAGCUGAUGAGGCUGAGCGCCGGGGGAGGCGGCGGCAUGAUAGCAGAGAAGCUGGAGGCGCUGAUCACGCAGACGAGGGCGAGGCAGGCUGCCACCAUGAGCGAGGUGGAGUGGCGUGGGCGCACCGUGCCCGUGAAGAUCGACAAGGCCCGCAUCUUCCUGCUGGGCCUGGCUGACAACGAGGCCGCCAUCACGCAGGCGGCGAAUGAGGAGACGAAGGAGCGUCUUUACGAGACCCUGCUAGCAGAGUGCAGAGAUACCAUCCAGGCCGUGAGGGAGGAGAUCAAAGCCGAGGCAAAGCUGCGAGAGAGGGCUGCGGAUGGAGAGGUGGGGAAGGUCUCCAACCUACAGUAUCUGCACAGUUACCUGACCUACAUCAAGCUGCUGACAGUCGUUAAGCGUAACGAAAGCAUGGCCCGGGUGCUGCAGGCCAAACUCAAGGAGGUCCAACCGGAUGAGAGUAAGCGGAGCCCGAGGCCCCAGGACCUCAUCCGCCUCUACGAUAUCAUCCUGCAGAGUCUGAUGGAGCUGUCCACCCUUCAGGGACUGGAAGAGGACCACACCUUCCAGAAGGAGGUCUCUCUCAAGAUGCUGGUCUACAAAGCCUACAGGUGCUUCUUCAUUGCCCAGUCCUAUGUUCUGGUUAAGAAGUGGAGCGAAGCCCUGGUUCUGUAUGAGCGAGUUCUGAAGUACGCCUGCGAGGUUCAGUCAAAGGCCAAAAACCUGAACAACAGUCUGAAGGACCUCCCUGAUGUUCAGGAGCUGAUCACAGAGGUCAACGCCGAGAAAUACUCACUGCAGGCGGCCGCCAUUUUGGACACGGAUGACGUUGUAGAGACACCUCAGCAGCAAGUCAAAGAUAACAAGCCCUUCUGUGAACGCCUGGAGACCUUCCACCUGGACCCCUCCCUGCUCGGCAAGCAGCCCAACCUGGUGCAGUUCCCGCCUGACUUCCAGCCCAUCCCCUGCAAGCCGCUCUUCUUCGACCUGGCCCUGAACCACGCGACCUUCCCUCCACUGGACGACAAGGUGGAGCAGAAGGGCAAGGGAGGCCUCACUGGCUACAUCAAGGGGAUCUUCGGCUUCGGCAGCUAAAUUCCGGGCGUGUUGG